This is a messenger RNA of Neocloeon triangulifer, 1247 nucleotides long. RefSeq names its product brachyurin-like. Bases 57 to 1085 code for a protein of 342 amino acids. The transcript is spliced from 7 exons. Lineage: Eukaryota; Metazoa; Arthropoda; Insecta; Ephemeroptera; Baetidae. Gene Ontology annotation, molecular function: serine-type endopeptidase activity. Gene Ontology annotation, biological process: proteolysis. The record is from RefSeq and is a predicted model, not a curated record.
GUGACUCUCUGUCAUCUGCAUUAAUUCAAACAGUACGUUUUUAAGCUUGCAUCAACAUGAACGUCCUCGUUUAUUCUGUCAUUUCCUUUGGCUUUAUCUGGCUAACAGUUAAUUUAAUUCAAAAUUGCCACGGAGUUCGGCUUUCCAGCAUCUACCCUAACGUAACAAAGUGGAAACAUGCUGACAGGAGAGUGCAACUGAAUUACAUGAGCCCCCUACAAGUGAUUGCUUAUGAAACAAAUUCAAGCAAUUUGCCCAAACAGGAUUUAAAAUACGCAAAUUCUGCUGGAAAAGAUCCUCAACCAAGUAGUGCGGGCAUUUCCUAUCUUCCUGACAGUGUCGGCUAUUCCUCAAUUUUGACUCCCCAAAUCAUUUCCGGAACCAGAGUACUGAGUCGUCAGUACCCUUGGUACGCGCUGCUAAUUUUGGACUUCGGCUCACUUUGUGGCGGGACUCUUAUCAGCGCGAGAUGGGUCCUCACAGCUUGUCAUUGCACGGAAUACAUUUCCUUGGCCAUCGUUUAUGCCGGAGGUGUGGACCAGACGAUCAGUGAGCCUUUUGAAUCUUUUCGAUACUCGACCAAAUUUUGGUGUCACGAGGAAUACAACUACAACUAUGUCAAUAACGACAUCGCCGUCAUACAAUUGGAGAAUUCGUUUGUAUUAAACCAAUACAUCAAUGUGAUUCAGUUGCCCAGAACAUCCGACGCCACAAACACUUUUGCUGGGACUGUAGCCACCGUAGCAGGAUUUGGGAAAGUCAACGAUUCAUCUUUGGCGAGCCCUUAUUUACUCACAGUUGAUUUGGACGUGAUUAUCAACUCGAGAUGCGCCGCUUACUAUGGAGGUGCAACUGUGAUUUCGUCGACAAUCUGCACUGGCGACGAUCCCAUAAAAUCAAUUUGCGAAGGUGACAGUGGCAGUGCACUGAUGUACAAAGAGCUUUCUACAAAUAGAUUCACUCAAAUUGGUAUUGUGUCAUUUGGUUCCAUCGAUGGAUGCGUGGGAACACCUGCUGGCUAUGCAAGAGUUACUUCCUUCCUUAAUUGGAUUUCCAUGAGAACAGGCAUUGCAAUAAGACCAUAAUGUGCGCAUAACGGUUUGGUUUGGGUGAAAGGAGAGCUUCACAACUUUUUAAUAAUAUGAACCGGCCUCUUAAGGGUUGUUUUUGUUUCGAUAAAUGGUCUGAAUUAUACUAUUCUUAAUGCAUUAUUUUUGUGGUUUACCAAAUCUUGCAGUAAAAAUAAA